AAAUAGUCUCUCACCUGUAUGAAGCUGCUCAGACAGAUCUACACACAAAUAGUCCCCGGAUCGGCUGCUGUAAUCCUACCGCCGAGCUGCGUCAACGAGUGACACGCAUUCUCACGUGUAUACGACAAAAUGGCUGGGGUUUUUUCCACAUUGCUUCUGUCGGGGAUGCUACUGUGUGGCGUCCUGCUGCACAUAGUAUCCCAUCAUGCUGGUACAUCCACUAAGAAGCCAAAUUUCAUCAUCAUCCUGGCCGAUGAUAUUGGUUGGGGUGAUCUGGAUGUUAAUCUGCCUGAAGAGAGAGCGAACAAUAACACACCUCAUCUUAACCUGAUGGCCCAGCAAGGAAUGAGAUUCACAGACUUUCACUCUGCAGCCUCAACCUGCUCCCCAUCCCGUGCUGCCCUCCUGACAGGACGUUAUGGCCUAAGGAACGGGGUCACUCAUAACUUUGCUGUAGACUCAGUAGCUGGUCUACCUCUGUCUGAGGUCACAUUGCCCCAGCUGCUACAGAAAGCUGGAUAUUACACGGCCAUGAUCGGGAAGUGGCAUCUCGGUCAUACAGGCCCCUACAGCCCAACUAAUAGAGGGUUUGAUUAUUACUUAGGUAUUCCUUACAGUAAUGAUAUGGGCUGCACUGAUCGGCCUGGAUUUAACCUCCCUGAGUGCCUCCCGUGUAACUCACCUGGACCACAAGUAAUAAGACUCCAGAGGGAUGUACAUGGAGGCUGUUACUCCAAAGUGGGCCUUCCUCUGAUUGAAAACAGCAGCAUUGUGGCACAGCCCCUCGACCUGUGGACACUGACAGAAAGAUACAAAUCUGCAGCACUGAGGAUUAUCCACAACGCAAGGGACCAGGGGCAGCCCUACCUGCUCUAUAUAGCUUUGGCCCACAUGCAUGUUCCCCUGUCUCCACUGGUCGCUCCUGAUACCCCAUCCACUUCUCAAAACACAGACGAUGGCAGAGUGUACGCAGCUACUUUGCAAGAGAUGGACAGCCUGGUGGGGGCGGUAAAGAGCGCCUCUGACUCUGACACCCUGAUCUGGUUCACAGGUGACAAUGGCCCCUGGGAACAGAAAUGCCAGUUUGCAGGUAGUGUGGGGCCUUUCCAAGGAAAGUGGCAGAUCAGCAGAGGUGGAGGAUCAGCAAAGAGGACCACUUGGGAAGGAGGUCACAGGGUGCCAACAUUGGCCUACUGGCCUGGUAGAAUACCUGCAAACACCACCAGCACCGCCUUGCUUAGUGGUAUGGAUAUAUUACCAACCCUGCUAUCCCUGGCAGGGGUAACACCCCCCUCAGACCGACGUUACGAUGGCAUCGAUGCCACAGAUAUCCUCCUGCAUGGUGAACAAACGGGUCAUGAGUUCCUCUUCCACCCUAACAGUGGUGCAGCAGGGAAGUUUGGGGAUCUACAGACUGUUCGAAAUGGGAAGUAUAAAGCUUUCUAUAUGACAGGUGCAGCUGAGGCAUGUGGUGGUGCAACAGGAAGUCAGCAGCUCCAUGACCCACCUUUGAUUUUUGAUCUGGAAAGGGAUGAGGCCGAGGAAAGGCCCCUGGAUUUUGAGAAACCUGAAUACAAGGCGGUGGCUGAUCGGAUCGCCCGCAGGAGAGAGGAGCUAUUAUGGGAUAUUGCCACUGAUACGUCUGUGUCCACAGCAGACUACACCACAGACAAAUCAGCAGCACCCUGCUGUGACCCCACACAGGCUGUUUGUCGCUGCCACCUGCUGCGCUAACGGAGGGAAGAAGCACAUACAAACACUCACACAAUAGACAGAGAGAUGUCAGCAAACACAUGUAGACACAAAUAUCUCUUCUGGAUGUGCACAGCUGUUUGUUUAUAGAAUGUGUUGUUUGGGAGGCUCAAAGUCCAGAUGGGGCAGGAGACGUGCAAACAGGCAGGAACACGGAAAGGUUAGAGAGGUCAAAGGGAGGAAAAACUCUACAAGGUCAGUAAUUUGGCAACAGCAUUAUUCAGGAGGCUUUGACAGCUGCAAAAAUGUGCUUUUAUCAGUGUUGUCAACCUUUAUAUAUCCACCAGAUCUGUCACAAUAUAUUUUAAACAUUCAGGAGGCAAAAAUCAGGGGAAAAAAAACUCUUUUCUCUCUGUUCAUAUCAAAAGACUAAAUAUAAAGACAGAUGACCAGACACAUUCAUGCAACUAUGGAAAAAUAAAGACAUAAUAUCAAAUUUAUGGGAACUGCCGUGUUGGUUCUGUGAUCAGCUAUGGAGAAGAGUAGUCUCAUUGGACUCUCAACAUUAGUAAUUAAAGCUGUGGAUCACAUACACCCCUCUAAAUAAACCCGUUAAUAGCCAUCGAAGCCAAUAUGUUAUACAGGCUGUAAAUGAAUGAAUGUACAAAAGCCAGAUUUCCUCUCAGACCACUUGCAUUACAAUAUGCUGGAAGGUAAUUAUGGAAUUUUUAUGCAGUAAUACAAAAAAAGAGGCAGUGUUAAGAGUUUGGGUUGUAAUUAUUUCAGCCAUUGUUAGACUAGUUUAGGUUGUGUUUUAGCUAAAUGCAGAGAAACACAAAAUAGAAAAUAUCAAGUGAAGUCUUAUGCAUCCAUAUUUGUCUCAUACAGCUUAAUUAAAUAAAUGUUACAUUUAAGGACCAAAAACAACCCUCUGAUGCUUUAUUUUUCAUCACUGGCUAUGACAUGAAAAAAUAUUACUUAGACAACUAUGUUAUGCAUUUUGCUUAACAUAUACAGGGUGGGGAAGCAAAAUUUACAAUAUUUUGAGGCAGGGAUUGA
Sphaeramia orbicularis (orbiculate cardinalfish) is the source of this 2751-nucleotide messenger RNA. RefSeq names its product arylsulfatase G (gene arsg). Bases 130 to 1734 code for a protein of 534 amino acids. Lineage: Eukaryota; Metazoa; Chordata; Actinopteri; Kurtiformes; Apogonidae. The record is from RefSeq and is a predicted model, not a curated record. The transcript is spliced from 11 exons. Gene Ontology annotation, molecular function: arylsulfatase activity.